This is a messenger RNA of Penicillium canariense, 357 nucleotides long. RefSeq lists its product as uncharacterized. Bases 1 to 357 code for a protein of 118 amino acids. The record is from RefSeq and is a predicted model, not a curated record. The transcript has a single exon. NCBI's taxonomy places the organism in Eukaryota, Fungi, Ascomycota, Eurotiomycetes, Eurotiales, Aspergillaceae.
AUGGUCAAACUCCAACUCCGAGACGUCGUCCUCGCCUCACUGUUUGCGACCCCAAUCCUUGCCGGCAACAGCGUUGGAUUCGUAUACGGCUACGAAUGCUAUGACUGUGGCUGCAACGCAUACCAGCAAAACACUUUUGUGAAUCCAGGCAACAGUGGUGCUUGCUAUGAUCUUUCGCAAGGAUCCGCAUCCACCGGAAUUGACCGUACAAGUGUCUACGACAAAAUGGACUGUGUUCUAUAUACAGGCUACAAGUGUACUGGUAGCUCCUACUACCAGGCUGAAAGAUACAGACAGGAUUGGAACUGUCAGAACUCCAAAAUUGGCUGGAUCAACUCUUGGCAGUGCUGGACUUGA